Theileria equi strain WA is the source of this 375-nucleotide messenger RNA. RefSeq lists its product as hypothetical. NCBI's taxonomy places the organism in Eukaryota, Apicomplexa, Aconoidasida, Piroplasmida, Theileriidae. The coding region runs from base 1 to 375 and encodes 124 amino acids. The transcript has 3 exons. The record is from RefSeq and is a predicted model, not a curated record.
AUGAACGAAAGGACUCAUCGCUUGCUUCUAUAUGUAAUUUCUAACGAUGAUGACAACUGGGAAACUCCAAACGCCCUUUUGAUUCCACUCAAGAGUCCUGAUUCUUCGGUUACGCUGGGUGACUUGCGUAAAAUAUUCCCAAUACCCGGAACAUAUCACUAUAGAAUAAAGUCCAAACAUGGAAAUGGAUUUGUUUGGUUGGAUGUGACCCGGGAUGAUGAGAUCUUGCGACAUGUAGAUAAUGUUAUAUAUAUGAAGAUUUUGAGAGUAAAAGUUGAAUCUGACUGCAAAUUUGUACCAAAUACUGAACAAUAUGACUUAUUUCCAAAGGAACCGAAUAGUAAAGAUUCUGAUUUCGAUUUAAUUUUUAGCUGA